AGGAGCUCGUGUGUAAUAUUUCAGUUGAAAUCAUUCCCCGUUCCUACAAACAAGCGGACGCUACUUUUUUUUUUUUUUUUUUUUUUCAUUUUGAGAAAGAAGAAAAAAACUUCGACUUCACUUAGACGCGAGGGAGCAAGCUAGAGAGAGAGGGGCGUAUCUUAAAAAAACAAACCAGCUGUCGGUCCUCUUUGGGGGGGAAAAGCAUCUAUUAUUAUUAUUAUUAUUAUUAUUAUUAUUAUUAUUAUUAUUAUUAUUAUUAUUAUUAUUAGUGACUGAUAUGACUGGGGAAGACACUCGGUGAAACUUCGCUCAGCGGCGGUUCAAUCAACAGUACUUUCACCUCUCUGAAAAUAUAAAAACAAGGCGACUCCAGCGAGAAAACGCCACGCCACAGUCCUAUUAGCCAACACGAGUGUGUCUCUGAUGUCACCAGGUGGUGUCGCCCUGGUAACCCCCGCGGCCGCACCGCCGCUGCAGCUCGACCAAUCAGAACCCGCGAAUGCCAAGCCUGCAUCGGAGGGUGGGGCCUGCCUCAGUCUCGCGUGAUUGGCUGCUGGAUGGAAUUGAGGUGAAUGGAACACAUGCCCAAAGAGCAGGAUCGCAACCAAUCAGAGGGAGAAGAGAAAAGGUGGCUCGAUGGUUCAAAGAGGAAAAGAAAGAACAGUCAGUGUUCUGUGAAGAGCAUGUCUGCGCUGAGCCUCUCUGUUUCAGGGUACAUCCCCAGCUACCUGGAGAAGGACGAGCCGUGCGUUGUGUGCGGGGACAAGGCCACUGGGUACCACUACCGCUGCAUCACCUGUGAGGGCUGCAAGGGUUUUUUCCGGCGCACGAUCCAGAAGAACCUGCACCCCGCCUACUCCUGCAAGUACGAUGGCUGCUGCAUCAUCGACAAGAUCACGCGCAACCAGUGCCAGCUGUGCCGCUUCAAGAAAUGCAUCACUGUGGGCAUGGCCAUGGACUUGGUGCUGGACGACUCGAAGCGCGUGGCGAAGCGACGGCUCAUCGAGGAGAAUCGCGAGCGCAGGAGGAAGGAGGAGACGCUGCGGACCCUGCAGGACCGGCCCGAGCCCACAGCCCCCGAGUGGGAGCUGAUCCACAUGGUGACUGAGGCUCACCGGCACACCAACGCACAGGGAUCCCACUGGAAGCAGAAGCGCAAGUUCCUGCCCGAGGAUAUUGGUCAGUCCCCAGUCGCCCCCACGCCGGAUGGAGACAAGGUUGACCUGGAGGCCUUCAGCGAGUUCACCAAGAUAAUCACCCCGGCCAUCACUCGAGUCGUCGACUUUGCCAAAAAACUGCCCAUGUUCUCCGAGCUGCCUUGUGAAGACCAGAUCAUCCUGCUGAAGGGCUGCUGCAUGGAAAUCAUGUCUCUCCGCGCGGCCGUGCGCUACGACCCGGACAGCGAGACCCUCACGCUCAGCGGAGAGAUGGCCGUGAAGCGCGAGCAGCUCAAGAACGGGGGGCUGGGGGUGGUCUCGGACGCCAUCUUCGACCUGGGCAAGAGCCUGGCGCAGUUCAGCCUGGACGACGCAGAGGUGGCCCUGCUGCAAGCCGUCCUGCUCAUGAGCUCAGACCGGUCUGGGCUGCUCUGCGUGGAUAAGAUAGAGAAGUGCCAGGAAAGAUACCUGCUGGCAUUUGAACACUACAUCAACUACCGCAAGCACAGCCUCCCCCACUUCUGGCCCAAGCUGCUGAUGAAAGUGACGGACCUCCGCAUGAUCGGGGCGUGUCACGCCAGCCGCUUCCUGCACAUGAAGGUGGAGUGUCCCACGGAACUGUUCCCCCCGCUCUUCCUGGAGGUGUUUGAGGACCAGGAUGUCUAGGGGGCCGAGGCAGGGGGGGAGGUUGAAGACCUGAUGGUCGCACUUUCAGUGUCCCACCCGGAGCCUCCAGGUGUUUGAGCAAGAGAAUGAGAGAGAAUCGAUAUGGGAACCUGCCUUUUUUCAAUGACGCAUCACCAGGGCUCUGCCGCUAAAUCACAAUCCACAACCACCAGCCACCACCAGGGCGACGGUCUCUCCUGCUAUUUCUCUUUUUUUUUCUCACUCUUUCAGCUGAAGACUUCCUCCCCUUAACAUUCUGUUCUUUUUUUUUUUGGACCGGUGGAUAAAUCUCAGAUUCUUCCCUCCUUUCCAAUACUUUAUAAAGUCAAAGGUGUCUGGUAUUAUUAUAAAAUCACCUGUGAGUCGCCACUUAUU
Acipenser ruthenus (sterlet) is the source of this 2201-nucleotide messenger RNA. RefSeq names its product thyroid hormone receptor alpha. The coding region runs from base 576 to 1826 and encodes 416 amino acids. The transcript is spliced from 9 exons. Lineage: Eukaryota; Metazoa; Chordata; Actinopteri; Acipenseriformes; Acipenseridae. Gene Ontology annotation, biological process: retinoic acid receptor signaling pathway; negative regulation of transcription by RNA polymerase II; thyroid hormone receptor signaling pathway. Gene Ontology annotation, molecular function: RNA polymerase II cis-regulatory region sequence-specific DNA binding; zinc ion binding; nuclear receptor activity. The record is from RefSeq and is a predicted model, not a curated record.